Hypoxylon fragiforme is the source of this 954-nucleotide messenger RNA. RefSeq lists its product as uncharacterized. The transcript is spliced from 5 exons. The annotation marks the transcript as partial. NCBI's taxonomy places the organism in Eukaryota, Fungi, Ascomycota, Sordariomycetes, Xylariales, Hypoxylaceae. The record is from RefSeq and is a predicted model, not a curated record.
CGGCAUGCAAGGAAAACCCUAGCAAAGCCUAUCGGUUUGCCCCUGACGGUUUAGUGCCCGUGUUGGAGCCAUUGUGGGGACAAGAAAUCGCUUUCUACAUUCAUCCAUGGAAUGAAUAUUGCGACCAAAUUGUAACUACCUAGAACCGCGGAUAUGUAGGUAAAUACCACAUGUAGGUUAGCAUAUUGCAAAUCGAUACGUUCGGUACGUUCGGUGCUUGGUUCUCGAAAUGUGUUCCAAGGAGUAGUAUCUUCAUAAAAGGGAUUAUAUUGUGGCGAAGUCUUCGUCUUCUAAGCCCUGAGUAUUCAUAUGAAUGUUGGUUAUGAUAUAUGACAUGAUGAUGGUCAUAUUACUAUAUCGAUACCUAGCACAUGGGCCAUUGGCACAGACAUCAUGUAGCUCAAAGUUUCGUGACAUCCUGUUCUUCAAGACAAAGAGAGAAGAGACAAUUCUCUCAUCCUCAAUUACCAUGUAGACAUUGAGGAACUGUACUGCUUAAGGGGAAAGCCUGAACCGAGCCGGCUUCAGGUCAGAUACGGAGCGAACUUGAUAGGCUCGGGAUGAUGGCUGCUGGCAUACCUAUCUGCCUGUGUAGCAAUUGGCUUGGAGUCACAUGCAUCCGUCCACAUAUGAUUCGGACGUUUAUAGUGUAUACUUCGUACAUGCCUAUAUUUAUGCAUCGUACUCUUCAGACGAAUAUGCUGGAUAUAUGGAUACAAUAUCAGUAUAGAGGUGCUUGCAAACGCCGAAUCUCUCUAAUGGUUGCCAAGUCUGUUGAGUAAAUGAAUCAAUGUAAUACAUAAUAUGGUACAUUGUGGUGUACUUGGUCAGUCUUGGUGUACUGCAGAAGUUCAAUGUUGGGCACAUGUUAAGAGUUGAUCUGUGGGCUAUUAGGUAGUGGAGUAGGUGUGAUGAUCCCCCUCCACGGCGCCACCAAUUAAUAUGCCAUGUGGG